AUGUCUGUUGAAAUUGAUCCCCAGGAGCUUGGCUUCCACCGUCCCUUUACUUCGGAGGUGUCGGAGGUGCUGAAGAUUAAGAACCCCAACUCUACACCCGUUGCUUUCAAGGUCAAAACCACCGCGCCGAAGCAAUAUUGUGUCCGACCCAACUCGGGGCGGGUCGAGCCUGGCAAGGAGGUUGAGGUUCAAGUCAUUCUCCAGGCAAUGAAACAAGAGCCUCCCCUGGAUACAAAAUGCCGCGACAAGUUCCUCGUUCAGUCCGUCGCAAUCUCCAGCGACAAGGAGUUUAGCAACCUGGCAGCCAUCUGGGAUGGUAUCGACAAGUCUCAGGUUCAGGAGAAGAAAAUCAGAGUCGUCUUCCUUGCUCCUGGCGGCGCAUCACACAGCUCUGCUGCAGAGCCCCUGUUGGCUACGCCAAACAGAGCCUCUCUGGUCAAUGGCCACGAGGAUACUCCCGAGGCGCCGCCUGCAUACCAAUCGCCAACCGAUUACGCCAGGGCCUCUCCAGUCCCUAAAGGAGAGACGGUUAAGCAUGAAGAUGAUACCGCUUCCACCUCUGCUGCCGGUGGCGUGGCUGCCGUUGUUUCUGCAAAGGCGUCUGAGACGUAUGAGGAGCUGAAGUCUCAGCUCUCGCAGGCACAGCAGACUAUUGCACAAUUGCAGAAGGAUACGGCAUCUGGCUUGAGGCAACGCAAAGCAACCAGCAGCGAUUCUGCUGCAUCCUCAUCACAGUCUGCUCAGCUUGGCCAACAAGUGCGCCAGGCAACUGAGGGCGUCCCUGUUAAGAUCACGGCGAUCCUAUGCCUGGUUAGUUUCCUGCUGGCUUAUCUCUUCUUCUAG
Molecule: messenger RNA, 843 nt
Organism: Pestalotiopsis fici W106-1
Lineage: Eukaryota; Fungi; Ascomycota; Sordariomycetes; Amphisphaeriales; Sporocadaceae
Exons: 7
Coding region: 1-843 (280 amino acids)
Biological process (GO): endoplasmic reticulum membrane organization
Cellular component (GO): plasma membrane; endoplasmic reticulum membrane
Molecular function (GO): FFAT motif binding
Source: RefSeq, a predicted model, not a curated record